This is a messenger RNA of Entamoeba dispar SAW760, 576 nucleotides long. RefSeq lists its product as uncharacterized. The record is from RefSeq and is a predicted model, not a curated record. The transcript has a single exon. Bases 1 to 576 code for a protein of 191 amino acids. Lineage: Eukaryota; Evosea; Mastigamoebida; Endamoebidae.
AUGAACUAUUCCACUUUUUCUAUUAUUCAAUUAAUUUCAACAUUUGUUGUAAUUGGAAUAGAGGUGUAUGCAAUUGUUUAUUGUUACAAUGUCAUACAUAGUGGAGAUUCUAUUUAUCCAGAAAAAUAUCCGUUAGUGUAUUUAUAUUUUUCAAUGAUUGGAGCUGUCUUUCUUAAUAUCCCAUCUCUUCUUACAGGAAUCUUACAAAGUAAAAUAGGGUCAAUUUUUGCCAUUAUUUUUGAUAUUAUAGCUAUUGUGAUAUUGUUUAUUGUUUAUAUCAUUGGACAGAUAUUCCAAUUAGGAGUUUCUUCAGUAAAUGACCAAGACAAAAUAGCAGAUAUUGAAAAAGAAGGAAAUUGUUGUGGAUGGAAAACACUAAAAAUUGAGGGGUGCCAGGCUAAAGAUAUAAACAAAGCAGUGCCAUGUUACAAAGUUGUUGGAGAGCCAUUUCUAGAAUCAGUUAAUUUUGCAAUUAAAAUAGAUGGAUUAGUUAUGAAAGCAAUAGUGUUAUUAAUUUGUGUAACACUAGUCUUUAUUAUUUUCCAUCGUAAUCAAAUAAAAGCCAAACAAGCGUAA